AUGAUACCUGUGCAGGCGCCAGGGAUUCCGGUGCUGCCCCUGCCACCACCACUGCUGAUGCUGUCCUGUCUGCUGCUGUUGCUAUCACCAACUGCACAGGGAGACUGCGGCCCGCCUCCAGACAUUCCUAAUGCCACCCCAGACUUGAGUAGACACACCACAUUUGCCAAGAACACCAAGGUGACAUAUUCAUGUAAUAAGGGCUAUAAACAAAUUCCAGGGAAGUCAGACAUAGUGGUCUGUCUCGGAACUGGAGAAUGGUCUGGCAACGAAACAUUCUGUAAUAAAACAUGUAAUGCUCCAGAAAGGGUGAAUUUUGCAACUCUCAAAAAAGAGUAUAUCAGUGAGAGCUUUUUCCCAAUUGGUACCACUGUGGAAUAUAAGUGUCGGCCAGGAUUUCUAAAAGUCCCUUCAGUCUCAGCAAAAUCAACUUGCCUUGAGGAAUUAGUAUGGUCUCCAGUUGCUGAAUUUUGUAAAAGAAAAAAAUGUCGUAAUCCUGGAGAACUGCAAAAUGGUCACAUCACAGUAUCAACUGACAUUACAUUUGGUUCAAAAAUAAGCUUCUCAUGUCACGAAGGGUACAAGCUAGUUGGUGUAACCUCCACUUUCUGUAUUCUUUCGGGAGGAAGAAAUCCAAAAAAUCCUACUGUUGACUGGCAGGAUGCAUUUCCAAUAUGCACAGAUAUUCUUUGUGAAGACCCACCAAAAAUCGAGAAUGGAACACUUCAGUGGGAACGUGAGUUGUAUAAAUUCAGUGACUCAGUCUCCUAUUCAUGUGAUAAAGGCUUCAUUCUGGUUGGAAAUACUAGCAUUUUUUGUACUGUGAAGUCUGAAUAUGGAGAGUGGAGUGAUCCACCACCCGAGUGUAUAGAGAAAUCCAAGAUCACAACUAAGAAACCAACAGUUAAUGUUCCAAGAACAACGCCUCAGGAAUCCACUGUAGUUAAUGUUCCAAGCACAAGAAUCCCACCAACACCUCAGAAACCCACUACAGUUAUAGUUCCAGCAACACAGAAUGUACCUGCUAUGGAGACCACAGUACAGCAUCCAACAAGAACAUCUAAAGACAAAGAAGAGUCUAACUCAGGUGUUGACCGUUUUCUAUAUGGUAAGUUUGACUCAUGGAGAGUUAAAAGAAAUUGCCAUCACUGUGGGAAGCAUAGUCCAUAUUUCUGGAAGAGAAUCUUGUCUUAUAACUGUCUCAGGAAAACUUUCAAACUGCAGUGUUUAUGGGCACCUAAGGGAAGAUGGGUAAAUUCUUUUAAUUGGCUUGUUUUGUGGACACCAUUAGGCAUCCAAUACUCUCCUUCACAUUCCCAACAGUGCUGCUGUUCUAAGGUAGUCUUAGGACAGCUUCAGGUCAUUUGGCCAAUCAGUCAGGUAGCACUUAGUGCCCUCUGUGUCAAUAUGUCAUUCUAG
Messenger RNA from Arvicanthis niloticus (Nile rat), 1419 nucleotides. Lineage: Eukaryota; Metazoa; Chordata; Mammalia; Rodentia; Muridae. The record is from RefSeq and is a predicted model, not a curated record.